AUGUCUGAAAGCAUUUUAGAGUCUGCGCACGAAUCGGCUAAAGAGAAUCUUGAAAUAGCUCGAGAAAAUCAAAAAUUAUCCUACGAUUUACAUCGUAAAAAUAUUCAGUUUGCCGUAGGCGAGAAGGUUUUGAUGGCCAAUACAGCUGGUUCCGCUUUAGAUAAAUGGGCAACGCCUAAGCUGUCCGCUAAAUUCAUCGGUCCUUAUUGUAUCGCGAGAAAAGUCGGUUCUCUAGAUUAUGAGCUAAUUUCUGAAGAUGAUGGUGCUGUUUUAAGUCCGAUUCACGUUGAACGGCUUAAACCAUAUCAUGAACAGAGUUCUCUAAUCUGA
Molecule: messenger RNA, 330 nt
Organism: Didymodactylos carnosus
Lineage: Eukaryota; Metazoa; Rotifera; Eurotatoria; Philodinida; Philodinidae
Source: the annotation of a GenBank genome assembly